AAAGCAAGAAAAGAAAAAUAGGUUCCGAGUGUACGGCCCAUAACCGAUGAAAGCUAAUUACAGAAUUUCCGGUUCCGGUUAAGAGUCUAAAGUCUAAAGAUCCCUUUAGUUGAAGGGAUGUUGGGUAGUUAUUAGUUAAUCUGGAAGGUGGAAACCCCGCCAAAAUGCUGACAAUAACGACCGCCUCCAUAUCUCAUUCUCUUCCACCAUCUCCAACACCAGCACCAGCACCAGCACCAACAGCAACUCCUCAAACGCCUAACCUCCACAAUUCUUGCCAACCAAUCAACCGCCGCCACUUGCUUCUUACUUCCCUCACUACCCUCUCCUUAGCUUCAUUCUCUGUCUCAGUUUCGGUUGCCACUGCACGUGGCCUUCUCCAGAUGCCCCCACCUCGCCUCGGUAACAGGUACUUCUUGGUGAGGGCUGGUGAGUCUGAAUAUGACAGCUUAGGUAUAAUCAACACCAACCCUGUAACAAAAACAUCAGUCGAUAGUGGAUUAUCAGAGAAAGGGAAGAAGCAGGCAGUAAGGGCUGCUUUGGAGUUGAAGGCAAUGGGGGCCUGUGAAAGGAGCUGCUGGAUUUGGCCUUCAAUUACUCAAAGAGCUUACCAGGCUGCUGAGAUCAUUGCUGCUGUUAAUGGAGUCAGUCGUAGUUAUAUAGUUCCAGAGUAUAGCUUCCUCGAUGCUCGUGGACUGGGAGCAUAUGAAGGCAAGAAACUGGAAGCCGUUUCAGAAGUUUAUGAAUCGGAUAGCAUUUCUUCUACAAUCAAGCCACCUCCUAUAGAUGAUGGAACUCCAAAUGAAAGUGUGGCCGAUGUAUUUGUUCGUGUGACACAACUCAUGUCUAUCCUUGAGACUCAAUACUCUGAAGACACUGUAGUUAUAGUCUCUCCUGAUUCUGAUAAUUUGACGAUAUUGCAAGCUGGUUUAGUUGGACUUGACCUUCGAAGGCACAGAGAUCUUUCCUUUGCCCCCGGCGAAGUAAGAUAUGUUGAUCCAAGUAGCAUUCCUACCUACAAGCAACCUGCAUCCGCUGUGUAUAAAUGUUUAAACCCACCCAACUGUAACUGAUAGCAUUAUUUCUUUACAAAGUCUAAUGUAUACAAAAGAAAAAAAAAUCUGCUGCUUAUUAUUUGCUCCUUCUGUAUUCAUUUCGGUGUAUCUCCAUCAAUAUCAUACUCCACCGCUUGUUUUUGUCAGGAUCUGCUUUUUUUGGUAGAUUUCGUUUUCAAAAUCUUUCAGGGCACAAUAAACAAAUAAUGUAAAAACAUUGAGCCUUUCCACUUGUUCUUGCCACCUAAACUACAAAAAUAGACAAGAUAAUGAAACUUAAUUUGAUCCUGGUGAGUGGGUGUGUCGUAUCAUGAGUGCUCCGAGGAUAUUUAUUCUCAAAGUGAUAUACCAUGUUUCCCUCUAGUUUCUUAUAUUCAGAAAACAAACGUCGUACAAACCAGCUACCUGGAGCUGAGGCAGCUACUCAUAUUCAUAUUUAUUCUUGAUCUGCCAAGUGCAUACAUCUGGAGUUCUCACUCGUU
This is a messenger RNA of Durio zibethinus, 1537 nucleotides long. Its product is annotated as Phosphoglycerate mutase family protein. NCBI's taxonomy places the organism in Eukaryota, Viridiplantae, Streptophyta, Magnoliopsida, Malvales, Malvaceae. The record is from RefSeq and is a predicted model, not a curated record.